This is a messenger RNA of Sphaerodactylus townsendi, 1381 nucleotides long. Its product is annotated as mannose-binding protein-like. Gene Ontology annotation, biological process: surfactant homeostasis; positive regulation of phagocytosis. NCBI's taxonomy places the organism in Eukaryota, Metazoa, Chordata, Lepidosauria, Squamata, Sphaerodactylidae. Bases 1 to 744 code for a protein of 247 amino acids. The transcript is spliced from 4 exons. The record is from RefSeq and is a predicted model, not a curated record. Gene Ontology annotation, cellular component: multivesicular body; rough endoplasmic reticulum.
AUGUAUCUGCUCCAAUUUUUCACUACCCUGGUGGUGGGAACAUUGCUGGGGUGCAUAGCAGCUUUUGAAGCAAGCAGACCUGAAGCAAACACUUGCCCAGUAGUGGCAUGUGCCGCCAGUGGUUUACCUGGCAGAGACGGAAAGGACGGCAUGAAAGGAGAGAAGGGAGACCAAGGGGUCGGACUUAAGGGACAACAGGGUUCGCCUGGAAAGGCUGGACCACCGGGCCCAGUGGGAAUGAAAGGACCUCGGAGUGAAAAGGGACAAAAGGGGGAAACAGCAGCUAUUGAUGCUGUUCAGAGUCAAGUGACUGCACUGGAAAACAAGUUACAGGCUCUUCAAGCUGAGCACAACAAAUACAAAAAAGUGGUGCUACUGCAGGGGCUGACAGUCGGACAGAAGACUUUCAUUUCAACCCACCAGCACGACACUUUUGCUAACGGCAGAGCCCGGUGUGCGAAAGCUGGAGCUGCCCUGGCUUGCCCCAAGAAUGCCGACGAGAAUGCCGCUGUUCAGGAACUAGCAAAGAGAGGUGCCAAGUUUGCGUUCCUCGAUGUAAAUUACCUCCAGACAGAGGGCCACUUUGUAUACGAAAACGGAAAGGCAUUAGAGUACACCAACUGGGAAAAAGGAGAGCCCAAUAACUACAAAGGAACGGAGGACUGUGUUGUUAUCACACCCGAAACUGCACAGUGGAAUGACUACAGCUGUGAGCAGAAAGGUCUAAUUAUUUGUGAAUUCUGACCUGUUUCUAAAGAGAGCGACAUUUCAGGGUUCCGCGUGGUUUAGCGCAGGGAAACGUUUCAGGCGGGUAAGAGAAAGUGAGGUUCCCAAGCAUGAGAAAGCAACCCAUCCCUGUGUAGCUCACCUAGACUGGAGUUCCCCAUCAUUGCCCCUGUGGGCAACACAGCGUCCAAUGACAUCGUUCCUGGUACCUUUCAAGUGCAUUGAGAAAGUGGGCGGGGCCAGUGGGGCACCUGCUCUUAAAUGCACAAAUGACAUCAUAUUAAACAGAACUUCUGUCUAAAUUGUAUACCCUCACCCCCUCACUCCCUUUCCACGCCAAUCUCCUAAAAGAUUAGUCAAAUGUUUGCAAAACAGUUUCAGGACCCCCCCCCCUUUGGUUCACACUUACUCCCCUGAAAUGAUUCCUGGCUGCCAUUUUCUGUUUUUCCCUGCUUCCCCCCCCCCCCCCAAUGCAUGAUCAAAUCGGUGCUUCUAUACUUCAUAGCAUUGUGCUGCAAUUCCCUGGGUUUUUCUGUAGUUGAUGCUGUGAAGAUUCAGCCCCACCACCGACCCCCAAUAUGCUCUGAAAUGCUCCAAAACAGGGUAAGGUGCCUCUGCAGGCCAGGAGUGAGCUCACGAAAGAGACAGCACACAA